AAAUAAACAUCUACUUGGGGCUUUGAGGCACCAGAGGGGGAAAAAGAGACACAAAAGGUGAGCAAGCAAUUUUCAAAGGAUGCUUUCAACUCCCUGGCUAGUCCGCGUGUGUUUUCCUCUACAAAGUGUUUCCAAUUACUGUGGCACUCUCGGUAUCUGGAUCCAUCUCCAGUGAAUUCCUCUGCAGCUCCUGCCAGACAUAUGGGAUCAAUCAGGGCUUCGGCGCUGGUGCGCUUGCUGCGGGAAUGUUGACAGCCUGACAGACGCGGGGUUCUGGUGUCAUGGAAUCUCCGAGAGUCUUUGGCUUGAUCCCGGGAGGAGAAUGAGAGGGGGAGGAGGGAGAUAGAGGCAGAGAUAGAGAAAGGAGAGGGGAGAGGGAGAGACAGACAGAGGAGGGAGAGAGUGAGAGAAGGAGGGAAGCGAGAGAUUUUUCUUGACUGCCCCCUUUCCUUCAAACAUUUUAUAGGCUUCAGGGAGAGCGAGGAGGAGGAGAGAGGGAAAAGACGAGAGCGAGAGGAGUAGCGAGCGCGCGCCGUUCCCUCCCCUGUCCCCGGCCUGCCGAGUCUGGACUGUGUCCCCAGUGUCAGACAAGAGGCUGCUGAGUCUCGCGGCCGCCGUCCCGCGCCCCGCGCCGCGCACGCCCCUCCGUGAGCCGGGCGGCAGAGCAUCUCUCCGCGUCGGGCCGACGCCUGCGCUCCGGGCGACCGCUCCGUCUCCAGCGCGAUGUGGGCGCGCCUGGCCUUUUGUUGCUGGGGUCUGGCGCUGGUUUCGGGCUGGGCGACCUUUCAGCAGCUGUCCCCGUCGCGCAAUUUCAGCUUCCGCCUCUUCCCCGAGGCCGCGCCCGGGGCUCCCGGGCGGCUCCCCGCGCUGCCCACGCCCGGGGAGGACUCGGCGGCGGCGGAGAGCAAAGUGGAGCGGCUGGGCCAGGCGUUCCGGCGACGCGUGCGGAGACUGCGGGAGCUCAGCGAGCGCCUGGAGCUCGUCUUCCUGGUGGACGAGUCGUCCAGCGUGGGCCAAGCCAACUUCCUCAGCGAGCUCAAGUUCGUCCGCAAGCUGCUGUCCGACUUCCCCGUGGUGCCCACGGCCACGCGCGUGGCCAUCGUGACCUUCUCGUCCAAGAACAACGUGGUGCCGCGCGUCGAUUACAUCUCCUCCCGUCGCGCGCACCAGCACAAGUGCGCGCUGCUCAGUCGCGAGAUCCCGGCCAUCACCUACCGCGGCGGUGGCACCUACACCAAGGGCGCCUUCCAGCAAGCAGCGCAAAUUCUUCGUCAUUCUAGAGAAAACUCAACAAAAGUUAUAUUCCUCAUCACUGAUGGAUAUUCCAAUGGGGGAGAUCCUAGACCCAUUGCAGCAUCGCUGCGAGAUUUUGGAGUGGAAAUCUUCACUUUUGGCAUAUGGCAAGGAAACAUCCGAGAACUGAAUGACAUGGCUUCCACCCCAAAGGAGGAGCACUGUUACCUGCUCCACAGUUUUGAAGAAUUUGAGGCUUUAGCUCGCCGGGCGUUGCAUGAAGAUCUGCCUUCUGGGAGUUUUAUUCAAGAGGAUAUGUCCCAUUGCUCAUAUCUGUGUGAAGCCGGCCAAGACUGCUGUGACCAGAUGGCAAGCUGUAAAUGUGGGACGCACACGGGUCAGUUUGAAUGCAUCUGCGAGAAGGGGUAUUAUGGGAAAGGUCUGCAGUACGAAUGCACAGCCUGCCCAUCGGGGACCUACAAACCAGAAGGUUCUCCAGGAGGAAUCAGCACUUGCCUUCCAUGUCCUGAUGAAAAUCACACUUCUCCACCUGGAAGUACAUCCCCUGAGGACUGUGUCUGCAAGGAGGGGUACCGAGCAUCUGGCCAGACCUGUGAAGUUGUCCACUGCCCUGCCCUGAAGCCUCCUGAAAAUGGUUACUUUAUCCAGAAUACUUGCAACAACCACUUCAAUGCAGCCUGUGGGGUCCGAUGUCACCCUGGGUUUGACCUCGUGGGAAGCAGCAUCUUCUUGUGUCUACCCAACGGUCUGUGGUCCGGUUCUGAGAGCUCCUGCAGAGUGAGAACAUGCCCUCGUCUCCGCCAACCCAAACAUGGCCACCUCAGCUGUUCUAUGGGGGAAAUGUCCUACAGGACAGUGUGUUUGGUUACCUGUGAUGAAGGAUACAGACUAGAAGGAAGUGCCAAGCUUACCUGUCAAGUAAAUGGCCAGUGGGAUGGUCUAGAGCCCCGGUGUGUGGAGCGCCACUGCUCCACCUUUCAGAAGCCCAAAGGUGUCAUCGUGUCACCCCCUAGCUGUGGCAAGCAUCUGGCCAAACCUGGGAUGAUCUGUCAGCUCAGUUGCCGCCAAGGAUUCAUUUUAUCGGGAGUCAGAGAAGAAGUGAGAUGUACCCCCUCAGGAAAAUGGAGUGCCAAGAUUCAGACAGCUGCUUGUAAAGAUGUGGAAGCCCCUCAAAUCAGCUGUCCUGCAGACAUAGAGGCUGAGACUCAAGAACAGCAAGACUCUGCUAAUAUCACUUGGCAAAUCCCAACAGCUAAAGACAACUCUGGGGAAAAGGUGUCAAUCCACGUUUACCCAGCUUUUACCCCACCUUAUCUUUUCCCAAUUGGAGAUGUUGCUAUCACAUACACUGCAGUUGAUCUAUCCAGCAACCAAGCCAGCUGCACUUUCCACAUCAAGGUGAUUGAUGUCGAACCACCGAGCAUAGACCGGUGUAGGUCCCCGCCUCCCAUCCAGGUCUCAGAGAAGGAGCAUCCUGCCACCUGGGAUGAGCCUCAGUUCUCAGACAACUCAGGGGCCAUGUUGGCCGUCACCAGAAGUCAUUCACCAGGAGACCUCUUCCCUCAUGGGGAGACAGUCGUGCGGUAUACAGCCACUGACCCCUCAGGCAAUAACAGAACUUGUGACAUCCACAUUGUCAUUAAAGGUUCCCCCUGUGAAGUUCCAUUUACACCUAUAAAUGGAGAUUUUAUAUGUACUCAAGAUAAUACUGGAGUUAAUUGCACGUUGAGUUGCUUAGAAGGGUAUGAUUUCACAGAAGGGUCUACUGACAAGUAUUAUUGUGCUUAUGAAGAUGGUAUCUGGAGACCGCCAUAUUCCACUGAAUGGCCAGAUUGUGCUAUAAAACGUUUUGCAAAUCAUGGAUUCAAGUCCUUUGAGAUGCUGUACAAAGCAACUCGUUGUGAUGACACGGAUCUAUUAAAGAAAUUCUCCGAAGCAUUUGAGACUACCCUGGGGAAAAUGGUGCCAUCAUUUUGUAGUGAUGCUGACGACAUUGACUGCAGACUGGAGGACCUGACCAAAAAAUACUGCCUUGAGUAUAAUUAUGACUAUGAAAAUGGUUUUGCAAUUGGACCUGGCGGCUGGGGUGCAGCUAACAGGCUGGAUUACUCAUACGAUGACUUCUUAGACACCAUCCGAGAAGCACCCACAAGUGCUGGGAAAGCCAGAUCUUCACGAAUUAAAAGAAGUGCCCCGUUAUCCGACCACAAAAUCAAGUUAAUUUUUAACAUCACAGCUAGUGUGCCAUUACCGGAUGAAAGGAACGAUACCCUUGAAUUGGAAAAUCAGCAACGACUCAUUAAGACGUUGGAAACCAUCACAAAUCGACUGAAAAGGACCCUCACUAAGGAGCCCAUGUAUUCCUUUCAGCUUGCGUCUGAGAUGCUUGUAGCUGACAGCAAUUCCCUAGAAACGGAGAAGGCUUUCCUCUUCUGCAGACCAGGCUCUGUGCUCAGAGGGCGUAUGUGUGUCAAUUGCCCUUUGGGAACAUACUAUUCUCUGGAGCAUUCUGUCUGUGAAAGCUGCUUGAUGGGCUCCUAUCAAGAUGAAGAAGGGCAGCUCGAGUGCAAACUCUGUCCAACUGGGACUUACACCGAAUAUCUCCAUUCAAGAAGUAGCUCGGAAUGUAAAGCUCAGUGCAAACAAGGCACCUACUCAUCAAAUGGGCUUGAGACAUGUGAAUCGUGUCCGCUGGGCAGCUAUCAGCCAGCAUUUGGUUCCCGAGGGUGCCUCUCAUGUCCAGAAAACACUUCGACUGUGAAGAGAGGAGCCGUGGACAUUUCUGCUUGUGGAGUGCCUUGUCCAGUGGGUGAAUUCUCUCGUUCUGGGUUAGUGCCCUGUUAUCCAUGUCCUCGAGACUACUACCAACCCAAUCCAGGGAAGUCCUUCUGCUUAUCUUGUCCUUUUUAUGGAACCACAACCAUCACCGGUGCCAGAUCCAUCACAGAUUGUUCCAGUUUUAGUUCAACUUUCUCAGCAGCAGAGGAGAGCGUAGUGCCUGUCGCUGCUCCUGGACAUAUCAAAAAGAAAUAUGAAGUCAGUAGUCAGGUUUUCCAUGAAUGUUUCUUAAACCCCUGCCACAAUGGUGGAACCUGCCAACAACUUGGGCGUGGUUAUGUGUGUCUCUGUCCACCUGGAUAUACAGGUUUAAAAUGUGAGAUAGACAUUGAUGAAUGCAGCUCGUCACCAUGCCACAACAAUGGAAUUUGUAAAGACCAAGUUGGGGGAUUCAUUUGUGAAUGCCCAUCUGGUUACACAGGUCAGCUUUGCGAAGAAAACAUAAACGAGUGUAGCUCCAGUCCUUGUUUGAAUAAAGGAACUUGUGUUGAUGGCUUGGCUGGUUAUCGCUGCACGUGUGUGAAAGGAUACAUGGGCCUGCACUGUGAAACAGAAGUCAACGAAUGCCAGUCAAACCCGUGCUUAAAUAAUGCAGCCUGUGAAGAUCAGCUUGGGGGGUUCAUGUGCAAAUGCCCACCUGGAUUUUUGGGCACCCGGUGUGAGAUAAACGUGGAUGAGUGUCUCAGUCAACCAUGCAAAAAUGGAGCUACCUGCAAAGAUGGUGCCAAUAGCUUCAGGUGCCUGUGUGCAGCAGGCUUCACAGGGCCCCGUUGUGACUUGAACAUCAAUGAAUGUCAGUCUAACCCCUGCAGAAAUCAGGCCACCUGUGUGGAUGAGUUAAACUCAUACAGUUGUAAAUGUCAGCCGGGAUUUUCAGGCAGCAGAUGUGAAACAGAACAGUCUUCAAGUUUUAACCUGGAUUUUGAAGUGUCUGGCAUCUACGGUUAUGUCAUGCUGGAUGGCGUGCUUCCAUCUCUCCAUGCUGUAACCUGCACGUUCUGGAUGAAAUCCUCUGACAUCAACAACUAUGGGACACCCAUUUCCUAUGCACUUGAGAAUGGCAGUGACAAUACCUUCCUUCUAACUGAUUAUAAUGGCUGGGUUCUUUAUGUGAAUGGCAAGGAAAAAAUAACAGACUGUCCCGCCGUGAAUGACGGCAAUUGGCAUCACAUUGCAAUCACUUGGACAAGUGUUGAUGGAGCUUGGAAAGUCUAUAUCGAUGGGAAAUUAUCUGACGGUGGUAUGGGCCUCUCCAUUGGUUCAGCCAUCCCUGGUGGUGGUGCAUUAGUUCUUGGGCAAGAGCAAGACAUAAAAGGAGAGGGAUUCAACCCAGCUGAAUCUUUUGUGGGCUCCAUAAGCCAGCUCAACCUCUGGGACUAUGUCCUGUCUCCACAGCAGGUAAAAUCGCUGGCUACAUCAUGCCCAGAGGAACUCAGUAAAGGAAACGUACUAGCCUGGCCUGAUUUCCUGUCGGGAAUUGUGGGGAGAGUGAAGAUAGAUUCCAAGAGCAUUUUCUGUUCUGAUUGCCCACCUUUAGAAGAAUCAGUACCUCACCUGAGGACUGCAUCAGGAGACGUAAAGCCAGGCUCCAAAAUCAGUCUGUUCUGUGAUCCGGGCUUCCAGAUGAUCGGGAACCCUGAGCAGUAUUGCCUGAAUCAAGGACAGUGGACACAACCACUGCCUCGCUGUGAACGCAUUAGCUGUGGAGUGCCACCCCCUUUGGAGAACGGCUUUUAUUCAGCUGAGGACUUCCAUGCUGGCAGCACAGUGACCUACCAGUGCAAUCAUGGCUACUAUUUAUUGGGUGAUUCAAGGAUGUUCUGUACGGAUAACGGAAGCUGGAAUGGCAUUUCACCAUCAUGCCUUGAUGUAGAUGAAUGUGCAGUUGGGUCAGAUUGUAGUGAGCACGCUUCCUGCCUGAAUACAAAUGGAUCCUACAUCUGCUCAUGUACCCCACCCUACACAGGAGAUGGCAAAAACUGUGCAGAACCUAUAAAAUGUAAGGCCCCAGGAAAUCCAGAAAAUGGCCACUCUUCUGGGCAGAUUUACACCGUGGGUGCUGAAGUCACAUUCUCAUGUGAAGACGGACACCAGCUGAUGGGAGUGGCCAAAAUCACAUGUUUGGAGUCUGGAGAAUGGAGUCAUGAGAUACCAAAUUGUGAAGCUAUUUCCUGUGGUGCACCAGCUGUCCCAGAAAAUGGUGGCAUUGACGGAUCAGCAUUUACCUAUGGCAGUAAAGUAACAUACAGGUGUAAUAAAGGAUAUACUCUGGAGGGUGAGAAAGAGUCAUCCUGUCUCGCCAGCGGUUCUUGGAGCCAUUCUCCUCCUGUGUGUGAACUGGUCAAGUGUUCUAGCCCUGAAGACAUAAGUCACGGGAAAUAUCUUUUGAGCGGGCUUACCUACCUUUCUACUGUGACAUAUUCGUGUGAGACUGGAUACAGCUUGCAGGGCCCUUCCGUCGUUGAAUGCUCCGCCUCCGGCAGCUGGGACAGAGCGCCACCUACCUGCGGGCUCGUCUUCUGUGGAGAGCCCCCCACCAUCAAAGACGCUGUCAUCACCGGGAGUAACUUCUCUUUUGGGAAUACUGUCACUUACACUUGCAAAGAAGGCUAUACCCUGGCUGGUCCUGACACCAUUGAGUGCCUGGCCAGUGGCAAGUGGAGUGAAAGUGACCAGCAGUGUCUGGCAGUCUCCUGUGAUGAGCCCCCCGUCGUGGAACACGCCUCUCCAGAGACCGCCCAUCGGUUAUUUGGAGACAUUGCAUUCUAUUAUUGCUCAGAUGGCUACAGCCUGGCAGACAACUCCCAGCUCCUCUGCAAUGCCCAGGGCCAGUGGGUUCCCCCAGAAGGUCAGACCAUGCCCCAUUGUAUAGCUCAUUUUUGUGAAAAACCUCCCACGGUUUCCUAUGGCAUCUUGGAAUCUUUGAGCAAAGCAAAAUUUGCAGCAGGCUCCAUUGUGAGCUUCAAAUGCAUGGAGGGUUUCGUACUAAAUACCUCUGCAAAGAUUGAAUGUAUGCGAGGUGGGCAGUGGAACCCUUCCCCCAUGUCCAUCCAGUGCAUCCCCGUGCGCUGUGGAGAGCCUCCAAGCAUCCUGAAUGGCUACGCAAUUGGAUCUAACUACAGUUUUGGAGCCAUAGUGGCUUAUAGCUGCAACAGGGGGUUCUACAUCAAAGGGGAGAAGAAGAGUGCCUGUGAAGCCACAGGACAGUGGAGCAGCCCCAUACCCACGUGCCACCCUGUAUCUUGCAGUGAACCACCGAAGGUUGAGAAUGGCUUUCUGGAGCAUACAACCGGCAGGACCUUUGAGAGUGAAGUGAGAUACCGGUGUAACCCUGGGUAUAAGUCAGUUGGAAGUCCUGUAUUUGUCUGCCAAGCCAAUCGCCACUGGCACAGUGAAUCCCCUCUGUCCUGCAUCCCUCUCAACUGUGGAAAGCCUCCCCCGAUCCAGAAUGGUUACAUGAAAGGAGAAAAUUUUGAAGUAGGGUCCAAGGUUCAGUUUUUCUGUAAUGAGGGUUAUGAGCUUAUUGGUGAUCAUUCUUGGACAUGCCUGAAAUCUGGCAAAUGGAGUAAGAAGCCGAACCAAAAGUGCAUGCCCACCAAGUGCCCAGAGCCCCCUCUCUUGGAAAACCAGCUUGUACUGAAGGAGCUGACCACAGAUGUGGGAGUGGUGACAUUUUCCUGUAAAGAAGGGCAUGCCCUCCAGGGCCCGUCUGUCCUGAAAUGCUUGCCAUCCCAGCAAUGGAAUGAUUCCUUUCCUGUCUGUAAGAUGGUUCUUUGCCUCCCACCUCCCCUGAUUUCUUUUGGUGUCCCUGCUCCUUCUUCUGCUCUUCAUUUUGGAAGUACUGUCAAGUAUUCUUGCGUGGAUGGGUUUUUCCUAAGAGGAGAUCCUACCACCUUCUGCCAAGCUGAUGGGACCUGGAGCUCUCCACUGCCAGAAUGUGUUCCAGUAGAAUGCCCCCACCCCGAGGAAAUCCUCAAUGGCAUCAUUGAUGUGCAAGGUCUUGCCUAUCUGAGCACAGCUCUCUAUACCUGCAAGCCAGGCUUUGAGUUGGUGGGAAAUACUACCACUCUUUGUGGAGAAGACGGUCACUGGCUGGGGAAAAAACCAACCUGUAAACCUAUUGAGUGCUCCAAACCCAAGGAGAUUUCGAAUGGCAAGUUCUCUUACACAAACCUACACUAUGGGCAAACCAUUACGUACUCUUGUGACCGAGGCUUCAGACUUGAGGGCCCCAAAGCCUUGACUUGUUUAGAGACAGGUGAUUGGGAUGUGGAUGUCCCAUCUUGCAGUGCCAUCCACUGUGAUCCCCCACAGCCCAUUGAAAAUGGGUUCGUAGAAGGUGCAGAUUAUAGCUAUGGUGCCAUGAUCAUCUACAGCUGCUUCCCUGGGUUCCAGGUCGCUGGUCAUGCCAUGCAGACCUGUGAAGAAUCGGGCUGGUCGAGCUCCAUCCCCACCUGUGUACCCGUAGACUGUGGUCUCCCUCCUCACAUUGAUUUUGGAGACUGUAAUAAAGUCAAAGAUGGUCAGGGGUAUUUUACCCAAGAAGAAGACAUGAUGGAAGUUCCAUAUCUGACUCCUCACCCUCCUCAUCAUCUGGAAACAGUGGGUAAAACCUGGGAAAACACAAAGGGGUCUGUUGCUACACAUUCAGCCAAAUUUCUAUACAACACCAUGGUUUUGUACACCUGUCAUCCAGGAUACGAACUUUUGGGGAACCCUGUGCUGAUCUGCCAGGAAGACGGAACUUGGAAUGGCAGUGCUCCAUCCUGCAUUUCAAUUGAAUGUAACCUCCCUGCUGCCCCCGAACAUGGCUCUUUGCAUUUUACGGAGACUACCAUGGGCAGCGCUGUGCAGUAUAGCUGCAAACUGGGAUACACUUUGGUGGGUUCUGACCUAAGACUUUGUCUGCAGAAUAGAGAAUGGAGUGGCACUUCUCCACACUGUGAGGCCAUAUCAUGCCAAAAACCAAAUCCAAUUUUGAAUGGCUCCAUCAAAGGAAGCAACUACACGUACCUGAGUGUGUUGUACUACGAGUGUAAUCCUGGGUAUGUGCUGAAUGGCACUGAGAGGAGAACGUGCCAAGAAAAUGAGAAUUGGGAUGGGAAAGAGCCAGUUUGUAUUCCUGUGGACUGUGGUUCACCCCCAGUCUUAGCCAAUGGCCAGGUGAAAGGAAGUGAGUAUACAUUCCAAAAAGAGGUUGAGUACAUUUGCAAUGUGGGGUUCCUGUUGGAGGGAGCCAGCAGUCGGCUUUGUCUUGCUGAUGGAAGUUGGAGCGGAACCACUCCCAUGUGUGUGCCUGUCAGGUGUGCCCCACCACCACAGGUGGCAAAUGGGGUGAUGGAUGGCCUGGACUAUGGCUUUGGGAAGGAGGUGGAGUUUCGCUGUCAGGAGGGCUACAUGUUGCACGGUGCCCCCAAACUCACCUGUCAGUCAGAUGGUAACUGGGAUGCCCAGUUUCCUCUCUGUAAACCAGUCAGCUGUGGGCCUCCUGAAGAUCUACCCCAUGGCUUUCCUAAUGGUUUUUCCUUUUAUCAUGGGGGGCAUAUACAGUAUCAGUGUUUUCCCGGAUACAAGCUCCAUGGAAGUCCUUCCAGAAGGUGUCUCUCCAAUAACUCCUGGAGUGGCAGCCCACCUUCCUGCCUGCCUUGCAGGUGUUCCACACCAGUAAUUCAAAAUGGAGCCAUCAACGGGACAGAUUUUGGUUGUGGAAAGGCAGCUCGGAUUCGGUGCUUCAAAGGCUUCCAGCUCCUGGGACUUUCAGAAAUCACCUGUGAAGCCAAUGGCCAGUGGAGCACUAGCUUCCCAAGCUGUGAACACACUUUUUGCGGUUCCCCCCCAGUGAUACCAAAUGCAUUCGUCAGUGAGAGUGGUUCUUUGCAGGAAAAUGUGAUAACUUACAACUGCAGGUCCGGGUAUGUAAUGCAAGGCAGUUCAGAUCUGACUUGUACAGAGAAAGGGACAUGGAGCCAGCCUUAUCCAGUCUGCGAGCCCCUGUCCUGUGGACCCCCACCAUCUGUUCCCAAUGCCGUGGCCACUGGAGAGGCACACACCUAUGAAAGUAAAGUGAGACUCAGGUGUCUGGAAGGUUAUAUGAUGGAUACAGAUAUAGAUACAUUCACCUGUCAGAAAGAUGGCCAUUGGUUCCCUGAGAGAAUCUCCUGCAGCCCUAAAAAAUGUCCUCUGCCAGCAAACCUAACACAUAUAAUUGUUCAUGGGGAUGAUUUCAGUGUAAAUAAGCAAGUUUCUGUGUCAUGUGCAGAAGGGUAUACCUAUGAGGGAGUUAAUAUAUCAACCUGUCAGCUGGAUGGCACCUGGGAGCCACUAUUUUCUGAUGAAUCCUGCAGUCCAGUUUCUUGUGGGAAACCUGAAAGUCCAGAACAUGGGUUUGUGUUUGGCAGUGAAUACAGCUUUGAAAGCACAAUUGUUUAUCACUGUGAAACUGGCUAUGAACUAGAGGGGAGCAGGGAACGGGUCUGUCAGGAGAACGGACAGUGGAGUGGAGGGGUGGCGACGUGCAAAAAAACCAGGUGUGAAGCUCCACCUGAACUUCUGAAUGGAAAAGCUGAAGUUGAAAACAGUACCGCUGGACUCAGCGUGGUCUAUUCCUGCAACAGAGGCUACAGCCUUGAAGGGGUGCCUGAGGCCUCCUGCACUGAAAAUGAGACUUGGAGCCACCCAGUUCCUCUCUGCAAACCAAAUCCGUGCCCUGUCCCUUUUGUGAUCCCUGAGAAUGCUCUGCUUUCUGAAAAGGAGUUUUAUGUUGAUCAGAACGUGUCGAUCAAGUGUAGGGAAGGGUUCCUGCUCCAGGGUCAAAGCAUCAUUACCUGCCGCCCCGACGAGACGUGGACGCAGACGAGUGCCAAAUGUGAAAAAAUCUCAUGUGGUCCACCAACUCACGUGGAAAAUGCGAUUGCCCGAGGCGUACAUUAUCAGUAUGGGGACAUGAUCACCUACUCAUGUUACAGUGGAUACAUGUUGGAGGGCUCCCUAAGGAGUGUUUGCCUAGAGAAUGGAACCUGGACAUCACCUCCUGUCUGCAGAGCUGUCUGUCGAUUCCCGUGUCAGAAUGGAGGUAUCUGCCAACGCCCCAAUGCUUGUUUCUGUCCAGACGGCUGGAUGGGGCGUCUCUGCGAAGAGCCCAUCUGCAUCCUUCCCUGUCUGAACGGCGGUCGCUGUGUGGCCCCUUAUCAGUGUGACUGCCCACUUGGCUGGACAGGGUCCCGCUGUCAUACAGCUGUUUGCCAGUCUCCCUGCUUAAAUGGUGGAAAAUGCGUAAGACCAAACCGAUGCCAUUGUCUCUCAGCUUGGACAGGACAUGACUGUUCCAGGAAAAGGAGGACUGGGUUUUAACCACUGCACAAUCAACCAGCUCUUCUAAAAGCAGGCUCAUCUCUUCCUGGUAGUCCUGGACAUGCUGGAACUUCUACAAAGACAUUCCAACACGGUGCUGGGUCUUGUUUUAAUCAACUGGUUACUUUGUGGUCACCUUUUUAUUUUGUGUUGUAUUUUUUUCUUUCUUGUGACAUACUUUCUUACAUGUUUCCAUUUUUACACAUGCCUGUAUUUUCUAUAUAAAAAUAUAUUAAAUAGAUGCUGCUCCACUCUCACAAAAUGUACAUACUCUGCUGUCUGUUGGGAAAGUUCCUGGUACACAUUUUUAUUCAGUUACUCUCAGUGGUUUUUCAAUUAAAAUAUAUUUUGCUACUAAAUAAUGUUUUGCUGGAUAGUGCCAUUUUGUGAGGUAGUCAGGGAAUGAUGAAGAGGAUUAAUGAUCUGUGCCACUAGCAUAUUUGGGGAUUACAUGCAGUGUACUGAGAAAUUACGGUAAAGGAGAGCCUUCAUGCUAGUCCUAUCUUCUCUGCAAUAUAUGUAACAAUGAAGGUUUCCUUUUAUGUAAUCAGAAAGUAACUAUUGGACCUACUACUCUCCACACAAAAUGCUGUUCUGGUGCUGAGGGUAGCCUAGCUAAUUCUUUCCCCAAUAUUUGGAAAGCGAGAGGCAUCCACUUUAGUGGAUGGGGGAAAAAAGCAUAAUGACCAUCGUUCAAAUGAUACAGUGCUCCCUUCCUUCUCACAGUGGGAGUAAGAAAUGUAAGAACUGGAAGAUUGACACAAGGCCCAUUUCUGGGUCAUAAUCCCACAACUCACUGCUUUGGGAGAGAGGAGAUAGGAAUAAGAGGACAGAGAAAGGGAAGGAAGAAGGCACAUUUCCAGAACUGUGCUCCUGGUGCCACCUGAAAAAAAAGAAUUGAGUUGGCCCAAAGCAAAACAGAGCUGCCUCUCAAUCCCCACCAUUUCAUGAAUCUCCAUCAUUGUCCUACUGAGAUAAAAACUUGCUCAGACUACCGGGGGGAGGUGGGGGGGCAGAACGCUCUAUUUUGUUUAAAAAUCACAAUCAACUCACCUCCAUCCUUUGGGAGAACUGCUUCCACAGAGGGCAUGGGAUGAGUUGUAACAUGAUGGAGAGAUGCAGGAAUGAUGAAAAAGAUCUUGAUUGUCCUUGUGGUUCUCCUCACUGCCUUACACUCCCCAGACAUUGACUCCUCCUCCUGCUUUCUCCCGACAUUCACUCUCUUGACCAAUCUUCCAUGCUUAUGAGUAUUCCUUUUAUUUAAUUUAUACCCCAUCAACCUCCAAACUAUGUUGGCUUUUGUCAUUUAUAAUCAUAAACUAUAAAAUAAAGCUCAAAAUCUAAAUAAUAAAAGAAAAAUAGCAGUAUUUUUUUUUUUGUCUGCACCUGUGGCAUGAGGCAGUUCCCAGGCCAAGAAUCAAAUGUGAAUCACACCUGUGACCUACACCACAGCUACAGUAAUGCAGGAUUCUUAACCCACUGCACUGAGUGAGGGAUUGAACCUAAUAUCUCAGCAGCAACCUGAGCUGCUGCAGAGACAAGGCCAGCUCCUUAACCCGCUGCACCAUAGUGGGAACUCCAGUACCAGAAAUUUUAAGCUAAGGAAAGCGACUGCAAUUGAAAACAAAACUCAGUUCUGAAACUCAGUUCUGAAGGUAUACCAACUGUAUAGAAUUUGUAUUGGAUUAUUUUAAAUAGAUUUAAAGAUCUACAACUUCAGAGUAAGUCAAAUUAGUUGUGUUGUGCAGACAGAACAAGGAAAUAAAGCACCAUGGAAGUGACAUUUGCAAAUGAUAUGAAGGUCCGUAUGUCUCAAAAUGUGAUUCACAGAGUACUAAUACUAAAAGUAGUUGAAUUUUUUUAUGUUAUUGAAGUGUAUUUGACUUACAAUGUUGUGUUAAUUUCUGGCAAAAUGACUCAGUUUCAUAUUCUUUUCCAUUACGGUUUAUGAAUAUAGUUCCCUGUGCUAUACAGUAGGACCAUGUUUUUUUAUCCAUUCUAUAUAUAAUAGUUUGUCUCUGCUAAACCCAGACUCCCAAUCCAUCCAUCCCCUACCCAGUUCCCCCUUGGCAACCACAACUCUGUUCUCUGUGAAUCUUAUUUCAUAGAUAAAUUCAUUUGUGUCAUAUUUUAGAUUCCAUAUACAAGUCAUGUCAUAUGGUAUUUGUUUUUUUCCUUUAUUACACUAUUAUUUCACUUAUUACGAGAAUCUCUAGUUGCAUCCAUGUUGCUGCAAAUGGCAUAUUUUGUUCCUUUUAUGGCUGAGUAAUAAUCCAUUGUAUAGAUGUACCACAUUUUCUUUAUGCAUUCAUCUGUCAAUGGAUAUUUAGGUUGUUCCAUAUUUUGACUAUUGUAAAUAGGCUGCUAUGAACAUAGGAGUGCAUGUAUAUUUUCAAAUUAUAAUUUUUUCUAGAGUUUAUAUGUCCAGGAGUAGAAUUGCUGGAUUAUAUGGCGACUCUAUUUUUUAACUCUAUUUUGAGGAACCUCCAUAAUGUUUUCCAUAGUGUUUGUACAAAUUUACAGAAGAAUGUUAUUUUUUUUAUGUCUUCAGUACUAAAUAUAUUCACAAUGAAUUCUUAACAUUUCUAAAAAAGAAGGGUAUUUGUCCAGCAUACGAAAGCAUAUCUGUGUCUAGCCAACUAUAAUCAGUUCUAUAGUGAACUAUUAAAUGCUUCUCUAUAAAUCAGAAACAAAGCAAAAAGGCUAUCUAGUUAACCUUGAACUUUAUUCUGUGACUUCUAGCCAAAGUAAUAAGAUAUAAACUCUUAAAUAAAAGGUAUAAAAAUGA
Molecule: messenger RNA, 14230 nt
Organism: Sus scrofa (pig)
Lineage: Eukaryota; Metazoa; Chordata; Mammalia; Artiodactyla; Suidae
Gene: SVEP1
Product: sushi, von Willebrand factor type A, EGF and pentraxin domain containing 1
Molecular function (GO): calcium ion binding
Source: RefSeq, a predicted model, not a curated record